UCCUCAAAAGCUUGAUGCUUUCAUCAUGGACAAGGCACUUCUGGACUAUGAGGUAUCAAUUGAUGCUGACUGCAAACUUCUUACUGUUGGCAAGCCCUUUGCUAUUGAAGGAUAUGGAAUUGGCCUUCCCCAGAAUUCACCACUGACUUCAAAUAUAUCUGAGUUCAUUAGUCAGUAUAAGUCUGAUGGUUUCAUGGAUGUGCUACAUGACAAAUGGUAUAAGGUAGUGCCUUGUGGGAAAAGAAGUUUUGCUGUUACAGAGACACUGCAAAUGGGAAUAAAGCACUUUUCAGGUCUGUUUGUAAUGCUGAGCAUUGGAGUCGGGGUUUCACUUCUAACAACACUUGGAGAACACAUUGUUUAUAGGCUAGUGCUGCCAAGAAUUAAAACAAAGCCAAGACUAAAAUACUGGCUCCAUACUAGCCAGAGACUGCACUGUGCAUUAAAUGCAUCUUUCAUUGAAGACAGAUAUCAGAACAAGACAAAGCAUACUGAAAAGAGAUGUAAGAUGGGCAAUAACCAGCAGGUAUUGUUGAACGCAGCCAGCCAGGCAAACUGUACAAGAAGGAAGUACCUUUUGCACAACAAACCUCCACAUGAGCUGAAGCUGAAGAAUUAUGCAGACAUCCCAUUACCCCAGCUAAGACGAGAACCCCCAGCCACCCUUGAAUCAAAUGGGAGAACAAACUCCCUGAACUCUGUUAGGAGCUCAGUAAUACAAGAGUUAACAGAACUAGAAAAACAGAUCCAAGUUAUCAAACAGGAGCUGCAGCUUGCAAUGAAACGAAAGACUGAGCUGGAAGAGUACCAGAGGACCAACAAAAUGUCCGACUCCUGAGGUGAAUGGCAUUAAGUGCACAGUGAUGUGCUUGUUUAUGGAGCAACAGAAGGUGGGGGGUAAACUUCUAUCUAAACAAAAUCUUCUUUAAGCAUCCCCUAACUCUGAGUGCCAAAUUUAUUCUAGCCCAGGGAUUCUUUGUAGCCUAAAAUAUGCAUUUUACACCACUUUGUAAAUAACUCCAAUUGUACAUAUACCAUUCAACAAAAGUAAUGAAGACCUCCACACAGGACACUUUGCCUUUUGUGCUUGAAGCAAAUCUGAACAAAAAUGAAAAGGAGGACAACACAGUGGUUUGAAAAGCAUGUCAAUUCAUUUGUAUUGCAUAUUUAUAUUCUCUCCGUCAUGCAAAACAGAAGCUGUAUUUUAAAAUAUUUUUUCUGAGAUGAUUCGAUGACUGUUUACUGUUUUUAUAAACUGAUGCUAUAUCACAAAGUAAAUUUAGAACAUCAGAAUAUUUUAUAGAUUUUUUAAACAUUUUCAUCAAAAGAAUGUACUGAACUACCAGAAGCUUGUAUACAAUACAUACUGAGGCACAGAGGAAAGAUAAUAUUUGAGACAUCAAAGUCGAGAUCAUGGACAUAUUAGGUUUAGGUAGCUAUAUGGAACUACGGUAUUAAAAUGAGAACUGCAGAAAGGGGAGCAUUAGAAUAUUAAUGUUUGCUGUUCAGCACAAUAUAGUUACAAAUAUUUCACUGAACACUGGUCAAUAACAUAUAAAAGUCUAUGGUAACUUUUCAUGCUAUGUUAUUGUGUCAAACAUUGAUGUGUUGUAUGAAUUUGGUGCUUCUCUUGCUAUCCAAAUCUAGUGUUAUUCCAAUAUCCUUUUGCAGAUGAACACGCAAAAUAUUUACCAUUUAACUGUAUGGAUACGCUAGCAUUGUGAGACAGCUUUGAACUAUUGAUUGAUCUAAUUUCUUUGUACAAGUACUGAAGUGAAUAUCCUAAACAUUCAGCUGAAAAAGUCAAGAGCAUGUGAAAUGAAGCAGUUAUGUUUAGCUUGGGUAAGGGCUGUUGGACUCAAGGUUCUCUCCAAGAAGAUAGCUGUCACUAAACCCAGAGCAUGGUAUACAAAAAUAGUCAUAUAUUCAAUCACAGACUAUGUACUAGGGCACCCAUGUUAUAGCACUUCGAAAAAAAAUUUACAUUUCACAUUUCCUGACCUCAACACCAGGAUUCUGAUUUAUAUGUAUUUUACAUUUACCAUUUAAAAUGUAAUUAAUAAUAAUAAGAUAAAUAAAAUAAGACAUCCUUACAGUAUAACUGAUAGGGUCAUAUGGAAUACAAAUUUUGAAUACACAAAAAUCAACAACCAGAUUUAAUAAACACUUUUUAGACUGUUUGAUUAUAUUUAGGAGAAAGCUUUUUACAAUGUGUGCAGUAUUUCAGACAAUGGGCCUGCAUUCUACAGACUGAUUCACACUAAUAUACUGUUUCUUAAAAGCCACAAAAAGCAUCAUUUUAAAUAUACUGGGCCAGAUUCUAAGAGUUGCUCUUAGUAUAAGUAACUAACUCCAGUUAAGCUUGCACCAAUUCCAAAAGGCUGGUUCUCUGUGUAAGUGACUUACUUCUGUGUAAGGCCUAGGCUUACAUUUGGGGCCAAAUUCCAAAAGACUUACUAUAUGUGACUUGAGAUAAAGUCUUUUGGAAUUGGGCCCAUUGUUUACCAGACUACUAUACCAAUAUGUAACCCAAGUUGAUAUAUUCAAAUACAAUAAAUCAGAAUAUCUCAUCUGAAAACAAAUACAUCAAAAUUAUUCAUCAAACAUAAAUACAACACCAACAGAACUGUGACACACAGAAAAAUUAAGCAAAUGUGCAAGCUAUUUAGUCCCCCUUGAAAUAGAACUUGCAAGCUAAAUAUAAAAACAUGACUUCUAAAGAUCACCAGAAGCUUAACUAUAAAACACACUGAUAAUAGAUCUGGACAGUACAUAUUUGAUUGUUAUGGAUUCUGAUAAUGAAACCACAACCAGGCACAUAUAAUUAUUAGUACCUGCAUAUUAAGGAACAAAGAAAUAUGAAAGAGGUCACAGAAAGCUGUAUAUAGAUUAUAGAUUUACUAAGACAAGUGUCAUUCACAUGGCUAUUUUUUUUCCUGGUACUGCUUUGACAAAGCAAAUAUGAGGAAUGAGCAGCUAUAAGUUACUGUUAUCAUUUUACAGACUUAAAAAAUUUAAAAAGAUUACUGUAUGUAACUAGUCUAAAUCCCAGUGCAGCAAAAAUAACAACUGCUGUAACUGUGAACAGCACACCAGGGAUAUGAAUAACAAGAGAAGCGGACAAGUUAUCUGCCAGUGGUAUAGAUGACUUACCCCAUAAACAAUUAUAUCACAAACCACUAAAAGGCAAAAAGAAGCAGCAGCAGCAUCACAAAUAACCUUCAGCAGCUUGAUAUGGACUCCGAAUGACUUCCCCUGCAGGUUUAUUUUGAAGUUCAUAUAAGCUGAAGAUGGCUUCUGCUGCUACUAAUUAAUCAGCAAUGUUUGAUACUUGCAAGCCGCAUUCAAAUAAAUGUGACUUCCUACUAUGUCAGCAGAAAAUAAAACUAGUACCACAGAUAAUAUCCUCCCAAGGCUUACAUGUUUCAAUCUGGAAAUGAUAGUAUCCUAACCAUUACAGUUAAUAUCAACAUCUGGAUACACCUGUGCCAUUGUCUUUGCACUAAGAUCGUAGAAAGCACAUAAUAUGUCACGCCAUGUCUAAACCUUGCAAAGCUGUAAAACAGCAUCCCAUACUCAGGUAUUAUAGAUAAACUCCACCAACAAAAUGUAAAUCCUUAUGGAACAUCAUUGGAUAGCAAAACAAACUCAGGAAAUGAGAGUGGGUAGCUGCAUCUCCUCCAAAAGACCUUCACUAGAGAUGUACCUCAGUCUUCAGUCCUUAGGCCACUCCACUUUGGCAUUUAUGUCUCAGAUGUCAAAGUGAAUGUUAAAGGUUUAUGUCAGACCAGGUCUACAGAUGACUGUAAGCAUAGUGCUAUCAUAAACUCCCCAGAGUACACCAAAAUCUUCCAAAAAGGCCUUUCACAAACAAAAAGCUGCUGUCAAAACCGUAGAUUAAAAUUAAAUGUCAAGAAAUUUAUCAUUUGUAUUCAAUUGUAUCAUUUGGCAAGCAUGAGUUUGCUUGUAAUUAUCAAAUUGACAACACACCCCUGAAAGUUGAUCCUGUAGUCAGGGAUAUUUGGAACCUAUUUUGAUAAACAGUUGUCCUUUGAUCACCACAUAUCUACUGCUGUAAGGAAGUCCUUUUUCAUAUCAUAGCUUUUCCUUAAAAAGAUAGCAUCCAGGUUCAAGGAUAUAAUCAUACCAGUGUAAUUGGCUCUGAUCAGGCCAAUCAAUUAAUAUAAUGACCAUUUAGUAUUUACCUGUCCAAACACUUGGCACAGCUGGUGUGACCGCAAAAUUUUCUCAGUAAACAAAUCAAGGGCCUAAAUCACACAAACUAUGCAGACCAUCUGAAAGCCUUGUCCUUCUUCUUGGUAUAAUACAAUCUACUAAGAGGCAACCUCUGCUUUGUGCAUAGAUCCUCAACAAACCCUAUCUUGUCAGACCUAUUACAUGUCUGCAAGUCCAGUGGUAGUGUGAACACCUGUUCAAGGGAUCUUAAUCUCUUCUGCAUCAUAAAUAGAGCAUGCUGGGGGGACAGGUAUGUAUCACACAGAAUACCUCUUUUAUGGAACAAAGUGAAGUACUUGUCUUACUCUGUUCAAAUGUAAUUUGGAUGAAUGGAUGGGAAACUACAAAUAGAGCCCCAGUUUGGUAUCCAUACCCAUCAUAAAUAGCAGCAACAAGUAAAAGUCCCAAAAUAUCCCUGUUCUGUCUGCCUGUGGAUUAUUUGUAUGCAAAAUCUAAGAGCUAAAAUCUACCAUGGGAAUGUAAGGUUAGGCUUCUUAAGAGCUUCAUAGAUCAGUAGCCGAGUAUUUAUGAAACUAUGAGUGUAUGCACCUUGCACAACCCAAUACCAAACUUAAAUAUACAAAACCUACUUGACACAAAAGACUACAGCAAUUUAGUUAAUAAACACAGACAUAAAUUCACAUUAGUGUUGCAAAAUACAGAGAGUGAGGCAAAGCUGCAUUUUUCUGACUGUACACCUACAAAUUCUGUUCGGAUAUACAAAGUUUCAUGAAUCAUCUGUCAUCUGUUAAGGGAUUCGAGUUACAUGACAUCAAGUUAAGUGAAACUUUCUCUAUAAAAAAGGAAGUUAUUUUCUCAUCAUAACAUUCCAUCUGUGUUGUCCAUUUUAAUUCUUCCUCAGCUGAUGGGUUC
Messenger RNA from Protopterus annectens (West African lungfish), 5109 nucleotides. Its product is annotated as glutamate receptor ionotropic, NMDA 3A-like. The record is from RefSeq and is a predicted model, not a curated record. The transcript has 5 exons. Bases 26 to 838 code for a protein of 270 amino acids. NCBI's taxonomy places the organism in Eukaryota, Metazoa, Chordata, Ceratodontiformes, Protopteridae.